Messenger RNA from Brugia malayi, 141 nucleotides. RefSeq lists its product as uncharacterized. The record is from RefSeq and is a predicted model, not a curated record. NCBI's taxonomy places the organism in Eukaryota, Metazoa, Nematoda, Chromadorea, Rhabditida, Onchocercidae. The transcript has 3 exons. The coding region runs from base 1 to 141 and encodes 46 amino acids.
AUGAUGGAAGAAUAUUUGCUUAACAACCAAAUCAGCGAUCUGUUGAUGGGCUUCCUCUAUCGGAUGAAAUGCUCCAAAACUAUUUCCUUAAGAUGUAGGGAUAUAUCGGAAGAAAUCGUUCAUAUUUCGAUUAGGAAAUAG